GGUUCUAGAGAGCCUGAAAGCGAAUUCUGCCUGUGCUAAAGUGAAGCAGCUAACCGAGCUAAGGUGGAUUAUAGCAGACAUACAGUCUAACUUCCUGUUUUGCAGCCCAAAACAUUCGGGUGGGAUUAGCAAGAACUCUUUUCAUUCCGUGCGCUAUUCUCUGGUCUGUAUUACCGGCCAGCUACUUUUUUAACUGUCGAAACGUGUCGAAUUAGAUUUUUUUGGAUGGAUCUAAACUGGAAGAGAAGAGCAUGGACAGCUCAGUGACCCUGUGGCAGUUCCUGCUGCAGCUCCUCCUGGACCCCAGCAAUGACCAGCUCAUCUGCUGGACCAAUGAGGACGGGGAGUUCAAGCUGCUGCAGGCGGAGGAGGUGGCCAAGCUGUGGGGGGCUCGCAAGAACAAACCCAGCAUGAACUACGACAAACUGAGCCGGGCCCUGCGCUACUACUACGACAAGAACAUCAUCAAGAAAGUGAAUGGCCAGAAGUUUGUUUACCGCUUUGUGUCGUACCCGGACAUCCUAAAAGGUGAUGUCAUGGCCAGAACUGAGGGGGCUGGUGAAGGUGUCACAGGAUGCGCGUCCCUUGCACUGCCCGACAAAGCCACCAGCACCUUGAGGGACAGCAAGGACAACAAAGCAGCAGGAGAACGGGGCUCUGGAGCUCAAGGCCAGCCAAAACCCUCUAGUCGGAAUGACUAUAUCCACUCAGGUCUGUACACCUCCUUCACCCUGACCUCUCUGCAGUCAGGAACGCAGCUCUUCAAGUCCAUCAAGAUGGAAAAUCCUGGAGAAAAGCUGGCUGAGAAGAAAGCGGCCCAGGAGCCUCCACAGCCAUCUUCGGUCAUUAAAUUUGGGACUACUCCUCCAAGUAGACCUUUGCUGCAGGCUGCAGAGAAGCCAGCCCUGCCGGUGCAUCCCCUCCAAGCCCCACUCCAGAUGUCCGAGCCCGAGAACAAGCAGCCGACUGGCCAGCCUGUGGUAUGCUCGCUUGAUUUGGCCACUGCCACAGAGGCGGCUCCGGCGGCUCUCCCUAUCUCAGGGAUUUCUCCUCCGCUGCCCUGCCGCUCGCCCUCCCCCAACACACUGACUGACUCUCAGGAGCUGGUGAUCGACACUGACAUCGAGUCCAUCUCCUCCCAGCCCUCCGAGCUUCAGCUGCAGGUCCAGCCCCCUUCUGUGUCCAGUGACACCAUUCAAACACCGGAGUCUGGAUGUUCCGAACUGUCGCUGUCUCCAGCCCGCAGCCAGAGCGGCAAGUCGAAAAAGCCCAAAGUCCUUGAGCUGAGGCCAACACUGCUGGUGACCAGUUCGGACUUGAGCCCCCUCAACCUCUCCAGUCCUUCCCUGCCCACGGCCUCUCUCACCCCAGCCUUCCUGCAGACGCCCCUGCUGCUCACACCCAGCCCUCUACUCUCCAACAUCCACUUCUGGAGCACGCUCAGUCCAGUCGCCCCUCUCAGCCCUGCCCGCAGACAGGGGGCACACACCCUCUUUCAGUUCCCCUCUGUCCUGAGCUCCACCCAGAUAUCCGUACCAGUACACAGUCUAGACGGCACCAACACACCAGGUCCUCUCUCUCCAGACCCACAGAAGACCUAGAUAAAAGACUGCUGGUGUCGGUGGGUUUGCCUCUGCACAAACGUGCAUCAUCCCCAGCCCCUGUUUUUAUACAUUAAGAUGCAGAUGCAACCUCAAGCCUGUUGACCAAAUUUGCCCCUCUUGCGGUAAAGAGGACGAGUAUUCAAGAUAUUCAUUGCAGGUUAUGGGUUCUGCUCCUGGAAGGUUCUCUCUCUCACAACAUCCUCUUUGCUCAAAUGGACAAGAGGUAAUCAGAGUGUAUGUGUUAGAUGAGCACAUACUUCCCAAAGGAUUAUCAUUAACAUCUGUUGUUUUGGUUGCAUUUCUCUGUGCUAUCUUUAUCGGAGCUGAGGUUGGCUUUCAGCGAAUCAGCAUACUGACUGACCGUGCUGUAGUUUAGACACAAAAACAUGGUUGUGUUUUUUAUAUAUAUAUAUAUAUAUAAACAUGGUAUCAGUGGAGCCUCAUUGUUCAAAGACUACAUGAUGUUCAAUCAGGAUGCUCUUCGUUGAGCUUUGUUGGAAAGGAGUUCUUUUUAUGUAUUACAGUGAUUCUCAUGAGGUGGGAAUAUUUUCUUUCUCUUAGUUUACAUCAUGAGGUAUUAUGAGGGGGGUGAUUUUAAUCAUUUAUCCAGUCUAACCAUGUACCACCUUUUCACCUGCCUUUUGGGAGAAACUGUCUUUGCCAAGCCAAACCUCCCCUUCUUUGCCUUCUAACUUAGGGUGACACUUGCUAACUUUUGAACAGACUUUUUCCUCACAUCGCACCUGUUGCCAUAUAUUUCCAAGCACCUUGUCAUAACUGCCAGAAGAGCUCAGAUCAGCCAGGCAAAGACGCACAUAGACACAGAAAUAGCUGCACUAACAUCAUCUCAAGGACUCUUAGAAAUCUCUUCAGAAUGCCUAGAGAUUAUAGCCUAUAGUUUAGUUGUGGAAUAAGAGACCACAAGGAUCAGAUGCUUAUUUUUGUAUCUUUAGAAGUGCUUUCAAGACUGUUCUAACGGAAUAUAUUAUAGGAAUUACAAAUGAGGUUCAGCCAUCUAAAUGAAUGUGGGCAUCCAAAUUCAUAAACUGUAUGAUGGACAUGUUAAGAAUCUAUUAUAAAUUUCACCUACAGAAGUAAAACAGAAAGGAAAAUAAGCCUUAUGUGCAUACAUAUGUCAAAUAUCCAAAUAUACUUUACCUUUGUUUUGGUGCUUUUACUACGACACAUUGAGAAAAUGUGCUAAUUUCCAGCAAAUUGCAGAUUACCGCGCGUGUUUAGCUAAGAUUACUGCAGUGUUUGUCUCUUUUGCAAAAUUAAUUAUUUUCCAGUAGGUAAGCAAGCAAAUGCCAUUCAUUAUGCUCCUUUGGCAUAUGAUCAAAUACAGGAAAUUGAUAUUUACUUGUUGCACAGUGCAAAACCCUACCUCUGAAACUCAAAUUAGGAUCUCAGCAAGCCAUGAUUAAAACUGACAGCACUUACUCAGAAAUGCAAAACUGGAUAACGGCUACACGAAGCCGUGACAAAACAUCACGUUACUCAUUAGUUCAAACCAUAAGUGUGCACUUGGAAAGCAGCAUUCGGAGAGGAACUUGACUUUACAUAGUCCUUUAUUACUGUACCGCUUGAAGUGCAGUGGUGAGAGGUGGUGAAACAUUAAAAAAAAAAAGAGAUAUGAAAUAAAAUAGAAGCCAUUAAGCAUCUCAGAAAUUGGUCUCAGGAAUUUUAAACGCUUUCCCAUAGCACUUAGCAAAGCUAUAGAGCUCUUGGGGCGCUUUCAGACCUACCUCGUUUGGUUGAGUUUUUCGAGUCCUGGUGCAUUUGCUUCCUUAGUUAGAGCAUGUUAUUCGAGCUCGGGCGCGGCCCAAUUAAGAUGUACUGCGGCACUAAUCGAGGUGUGGGCUGUCUCUCAGAUUGACCCCCAAGUGCAUUACUAUGUAUGGAUGGAAAGUGAGUCACCUGAUUACUUCAUAAAGAGAUUAAAUAGACGAGACUACCUGCUCAACUUCUAUAGCACAGCCAAAAGCCAAACAACCUCACAGCGUAUUACACAUUUAAACAUUGAAAAUUACAGGGAGAUUCACUCGAAAGAGGCCCCAAAUAUGCGAACUAGUAAUAAUAAUAAUGUGCAACUAGUAGUAAUAAUUCUCAUUUACAUAUGAAUCUUAAAAUGGAUGCCUAUUUGGCAGAUUUCAAAUUUUUGUUGUCGGUUUGAUUCUCGGUUUAAGGCGCAUGUUUACUACAUAAAAACAAGGGCUUGAUUUUUUUUUUCUCCGACAUCUGAUAAAGUCGAACGGAUUGAAAAUAUACUGUUAGAAACUAUGAAUACUAGGGAUGCAUCGAUACCAAUACUCGUCCAAUAUAUCGGUCCAAUACCGUGCUCAUUUACUCGUACCGAACCUCAAACAUUCACCAAGACCGGCUGAUACCAUGUGACAUAAGCCGAGUGUACAAUAGCGCACUAAUGAACAAAUGACUCAUACAGAGAUGUGUAAUGGACUCCGUUGUGGUCAGACACAAAGCCAGUGGUUACAUUCUGCCUUGACAUAUUCACACCAGGAAUUCACUGUGAUUUUUAGCCCAUUUUGAACACUCACAAUCACAGCCACUUCCGCAACAUAGGUGGAAAACGAAAAGGCAAAAAAGUCAACAUUUGGUUCCGAAGUCCGUAUAUGCCGACUUUACCAGAUUCACUGAAUAGAACUGCGAGGUGUAAAUGUUUAUAGGUUUUAUCACCAAAUCU
Messenger RNA from Colossoma macropomum (tambaqui), 4305 nucleotides. It is a transcript of the gene elk4, whose product is annotated as ETS transcription factor ELK4. Gene Ontology annotation, cellular component: nucleus. The coding region runs from base 252 to 1601 and encodes 449 amino acids. The transcript is spliced from 6 exons. The record is from RefSeq and is a predicted model, not a curated record. Lineage: Eukaryota; Metazoa; Chordata; Actinopteri; Characiformes; Serrasalmidae. Gene Ontology annotation, molecular function: sequence-specific DNA binding; DNA-binding transcription factor activity, RNA polymerase II-specific. Gene Ontology annotation, biological process: cell differentiation; regulation of transcription by RNA polymerase II.